This is a messenger RNA of Colias croceus (clouded yellow), 923 nucleotides long. RefSeq names its product dynein light chain roadblock-type 1-like. Lineage: Eukaryota; Metazoa; Arthropoda; Insecta; Lepidoptera; Pieridae. Bases 483 to 863 code for a protein of 126 amino acids. The transcript is spliced from 8 exons. Gene Ontology annotation, molecular function: dynein intermediate chain binding. Gene Ontology annotation, cellular component: centrosome; cytoplasm; cytoplasmic dynein complex. Gene Ontology annotation, biological process: microtubule-based movement. The record is from RefSeq and is a predicted model, not a curated record.
GUGAUAUUUCAUGUCGUAUACAUUUUUGAUUAUUUAUUUUGUAUAAUAUUUUGUAAAUAUUUUACAUUAUUAUGGAUAAUUUGUUUAAAAAGAGAAUAUCUGACAGGGAUAUGCCUUCUGAGUUUUCCACGCACACGAUUAAAGUAAUAAAUCGUAUUGAAGAGCGUCCAAACGUGAUGGGAAUUAUGUAUUUCCGAAAUGAUUUCCUACAGCUAGCCACAGUGCCUGAAAAUAUGGUUUAUCCGCUAUCUAAUAAACUACCCGCGCUCUCCUCAAUUUUCCGACGAGUUAUAAGCGAAAUCGACGUGUUAGACGAACUGAUCGCAUUUAGAAUCGAGACCAACUUGAUGGAGAUUAUUGUCACCGGUAGCAAAGAAUUCUCAGCGUGUGUGGUGCAACAAGUUGCUAAGAAAAGCAAGAAACGUGGCAAGAAAUAGAUUACCUAUUAAUUAAUAGAGGUAGAUCGUUAAAUAUUAAUUAAAAUGAAAAUAAUUUCCAACUUAUUAAAGAAUUUUCAAGACGAAUGGCUCGUUCGAACGACGGCCUCUUUAAAUGAGAUAAAUCCUAUAGUCGACAGGAUCAUGGAGGACGAAUCAGUAGAGGGUGUGGUCAUGACAAAUCAAGAGGGAGAACCAGUUCUAACAAAUAUUAAUUUAAUGAAUGCAACUAACUACGGCAUUGCUAUGCGUCGUCUGGGUAUUAUGACACAAACCGCCAUCAAAGAGCUGGAUCCAUUCGAUGAAGUUCUCAUAUUGAGGUUAAAUACAAAGAAAAUAGAAAUAAUGACGGCUCCACAUAAAGAAUUCAGCAUUACGGUUAUGCAGCAUUCAAGGAUAAAAUCAAAACAAAAGAAAAAUGGAUAGUUUAAUUACCUAUUGUGCUAAUAAGUCAUUUUAAUCUAUAGUUUUAUUAAUGUUAAACGA